Messenger RNA from Gongylonema pulchrum, 873 nucleotides. Lineage: Eukaryota; Metazoa; Nematoda; Chromadorea; Rhabditida; Gongylonematidae. The record is from the annotation of a GenBank genome assembly.
UUGCAGGGUUCUGCCAGAGACAUCUGGACAGAAGUACGUCAAUUGCGAAACAAUCCAAUUGCCAGAGCAAAUCGAACGGCACGUCAGGCUGGGUAUGACCAAGGCUCUCAGGAUGCUGCAGUAAGUGGAGGUACGGGUGCUGAGGGAUCCUGCGCCGGAUGCUGCUUACCAGGUCCUAUGGGCCCGCAAGGACCAGCAGGAAAACCGGGCAAACCAGGACGUAAUGGAGCACCCGGACGUACGGGUGCUGAGGGAUCCUGCGCCGGAUGCUGCUUACCAGGUCCUAUGGGCCCGCAAGGGCCAGCAGGAAAACCGGGCAAACCAGGACGUAAUGGAGCACCCGGACGUCCGGGCAAUCCAGGGCGGCCACCGCGUGAACCAUGUGAGCCAAUCACUCCACCCCCGUGCAAGACUUGUCCUCCUGGCCAACCUGGAUCGCCAGGCCCGCAAGGACCAAUGGGCGAUCCAGGGCCACAGGGACCACCCGGGCAAGCUGGGCCUGAUGGUCCGAUGGGACAGCCGGGUCAGAAAGGCCCACCUGGUGCUGUUGGACCGAUGGGACCACCUGGACAGCCCGGUGAGCCUGGCAUGGAUGCACCCAAUGAACCACUACUGCCAGGCGAACCUGGACCAGCAGGUGACCAAGGACCGCCAGGGCCACCAGGACCAGCAGGAAGACCUGGAAAAGAUGGACCAGCUGGCCCACCAGGGCCCAAAGGCCAACCCGGUCCAGAUGGUCAGCCAGGCAAAGAUGGUUUACCUGGAGCUCCAGGCGCGCCCGGACAAGCAGGUCCAGCUGGCGAAAAAGGCAUCUGUCCCAAAUACUGCGCUAUUGAUGGCGGCGUAUUCUUCGAAGACGGUUCACGGCGUUGA